Molecule: messenger RNA, 408 nt
Organism: Sorex fumeus (smoky shrew)
Lineage: Eukaryota; Metazoa; Chordata; Mammalia; Eulipotyphla; Soricidae
Gene: FAM237B
Product: family with sequence similarity 237 member B
Exons: 1
Coding region: 1-408 (135 amino acids)
Source: RefSeq, a predicted model, not a curated record
AUGGGUUCUGCCAUAAGAAGAUGGUUCUACCUACCUCUCAGCUCUCUGAUUCUGGUCAGUCUGAUUCAAGCUGAUUUUGAAUUUCAGAAGGGAGUGCUCUCCAGCAUCAGCCCUGGGAUCACAGAAGACAUUGAUCUCCAGUGCUGGAACACUUGCUCUUUGACGCUGAUAGAUCUCAAAGAACUCAAGAUAGAGCACAGUGUGGAUGCUCUCUGGAAUUUCAUGCUAUUCCUGCAAAAAUCCCAGCGACCUAGACAUUAUAGUGUCUUCUUAAGUAUAGCUCAGGAUUUUUGGGACAUGUAUGUAGACUGCUUGCUUUCAAGAUCUCAUGGAAUGGGCCGCAGACAAGUGAUGCCUCAUGUGGCUGAUUUUCCACAGAAGAUAACUAGAGGUAAUCUAAAUGUGUAA